AUGAUUUUUUCUGGAUCACUGAGCCUGUUGGUCAUUACAUAGGAAGAAGUCUGGUCUGGCUACCAUCAUGACGAGCAAGACCGAGAAGUUUCAGCUACACGUUCCCAGUCUGGAAGAGUUACGUGAAGUGUUGGAGAAUGGUCUGAAGCAAAAUUUUGCUGAUGCAAAAGUUUCUGUCACCGACUGCCCAGACCUUACCCAGGCACCAUUCACAUUUCCUGUGAAAGGUUUGUGUGGUAAACCAAGGAUUACAGAUGUCGGAGGUGUGCCUUAUCUUAUUCCAUUGGUUAAACCGGAUAAGAUCUAUAACAUGAACACAGUGUCUAAAGAGGUGGAGCUGCCUGGUGCUUUCAUCCUGGGAGCUGGCGCUGUCUCCUCAAAAACAGCUGGGAUGAAUGCUGAGCUAAUGCCCCUGGUGCUAACUGAAUCUGAAGGGAAGCCUGCUGUCAAUGCCAGCUACUUUUCCUCCAUCAACCCAGUGGAUGGCAAGUGUUUACAGGAAAAGUACAGCGACAAGUUCCAUGAUUGUGACUUUGGACUUCUGGCUAAUCUGUAUGCAUGUGAGGGAAACCCUGGGAAGGUCUUAGAGGUGAAAGCCAGCAAGAGGACCGGACAGGACAGUCUUGUGACGUGCAUGAGAAAAACAAUGGAAGAGCGCUAUCCUGAUAAAAGCUUGGCCCUGGGUGGAACCUUCAUCAUCCAGAAAGGGAAAGCCAAGAUCCAUAUCAUGCCACGGGAGUUCUCGGCGUGUCCUUUGCAAACUGAAGAAGAUGUGAACAGCUGGCUAAAGCACUUUGAGGUCAGCGCUCCACUGAUCUGCCAGUCAGUGAUGGUGUCCAGGGACCCAGGUUUGGACCUUCGUGUGGAGCACACACACGGCUUUAGUCACCACGGAGAGGGUGGACAUUAUUACAUCGACACCACCCCAGAUAUCGUGGAAUAUCAGGGGUACUUCCUGCCUGCAGAGUACGUCUACCGCAUUGACAGGCCCCUGGAAACUCACAAGAUUGGCAGAGAUUGAACAUGAGAUGUUUUGCCGUCUUUGGUCUUCUGAUUUUCAUCAGUUGAACUUCAACUGUUAUAACUUUCACCUUGGUAUAGAUGAGUGUUGUUUAUACCUUUUGGAGUUGAAAAAUAAAUAAAUGAUGAAUUGACAAGUCAAUAGCAAACUGGGUAUGAAAUGAACAACUGAUAAAGAAGUUUUUCAGCACUUUAAAAAAAUACUUUUGUAUGAUUCGAUUAUCUUUGAUGAAGAAGGUAAUUUCAAAUAAAACAAACAACCUUGA
Molecule: messenger RNA, 1286 nt
Organism: Sardina pilchardus (European sardine)
Lineage: Eukaryota; Metazoa; Chordata; Actinopteri; Clupeiformes; Clupeidae
Gene: bkgd
Product: chromosome 5 C11orf54 homolog
Exons: 9
Coding region: 68-1021 (317 amino acids)
Cellular component (GO): nucleus
Molecular function (GO): hydrolase activity, acting on ester bonds; zinc ion binding
Source: RefSeq, a predicted model, not a curated record